AUGUCUACGGACGGCACGUACAAGUUGCACUUUGUGUACAUGUUUGUUCGCACUGAGUGCGAAGAAGCGUACUGGAAGCUCUUUGAUGUGACAGCAAGGUCAUUGCAUUCGUUCUUCGGAUUUACCCUCAUUCCAAAGGUUCGGGCACUGCAUAAUAGUCCUUAG
This is a messenger RNA of Aphanomyces invadans, 165 nucleotides long. RefSeq lists its product as hypothetical. NCBI's taxonomy places the organism in Eukaryota, Oomycota, Saprolegniomycetes, Saprolegniales, Verrucalvaceae. The record is from RefSeq and is a predicted model, not a curated record. The transcript has 2 exons. The coding region runs from base 1 to 165 and encodes 54 amino acids.